GGCCUCGUCAACAAAGCACCCAUGCUACCAACAAACGCGAGAUUCACAGGCUCCCCGUAAUAAGCGAGCGCGAGGCGAUCGAUCCUCGAUAGGUUUCUUUUAGAUCAAAAUCAGAUCAGCGACGAUACAUGCCGCACGGGCAGGAGUCUUCGACGGAGGCCGCCGCCGGUGGGGGCGCGCCGCUGUGCGCGAACGGCUGCGGGUUCUACGGGAGCGAGGCAACCAAGAGCAUGUGCUCAAAGUGCUACCGCGACCACCUCAAGGCGACAGGUGUGGCUGGCCCCGCCGUCGAGGGGAAGAUCAAUGCCGACGACCUCAUCCACACCUUCAAGAAGUCGGUGAGCCUGCAGGACUCUACCGCUGCAGCUGCUGCGGAGGCGGCACCGGAGGCCGAUGCGCCAGCGAAGAAGGCGGCGCCAACCAGGUGCAUGGCGUGCAAGAAGAAGGUGGGGCUGCUGGGGUUCGCGUGCCGCUGCGGUGGCACCUUCUGCUCGCUGCACCGCUACGUGGACGGGCACGCAUGCGGUUUCGACUACAAGAAGGUCGGCCGUGAGCAGAUCGCGCAGCAGAACCCUCUCGUCGCGCCGUCCAAGCUCCACAACAAGAUUUGAAUAAAGGCAGGAGGAGUUGGAAAACAUAUGUACAGUUUUAAUUUACUCGUUGGAUGUACUAUCUCUCCUACUACUUAAUUAGAUCUUUCAAGCACUAGCUCCAUAAGUUGAAGAGGGUCGACCUCGAUCUUUCAUCAUGUUAUUCGA
This is a messenger RNA of Triticum aestivum (bread wheat), 758 nucleotides long. Its product is annotated as zinc finger A20 and AN1 domain-containing stress-associated protein 12-like. Bases 129 to 611 code for a protein of 160 amino acids. NCBI's taxonomy places the organism in Eukaryota, Viridiplantae, Streptophyta, Magnoliopsida, Poales, Poaceae. The record is from RefSeq and is a predicted model, not a curated record. The transcript has a single exon. Gene Ontology annotation, molecular function: DNA binding; zinc ion binding.